CCCCAGAGGGGGCCACCAGCCCCAUGUCCCCCACAUCCCCUACGUCCCCCAUGUCCCCUGCAUCUCCCACGUCCCCUAUGUCCCCUACAUCCCCUAUGUCCCCGGCAUCCCCAGCAUCCCCCACAGCCGGCACCACCGAGGACACUGGGGGCAGCAAGAGGGGUGCUCCAGCGGGGGCGACACGGGACAAGGCAGCCCCCGGUGCGGCGGGCCAGAGGCUGAGGCUGGAGGGGGCUGGGGGACGGCCACGAUUGGGGACCCGGGCACAGGGGCGCAGCGCCAUCCUGGAGAAGUUCGGAGGGGCUGCCAAGGGCCCAGCCCCACACCUGCGGCGCUCAGGGGGGGCCGCCACGGUCAAGACGAUGCUGCUGGAGUGGUGCCGCGCCCGCACCCGGGGGUACCCGCACGUGGACGUGCAGAACUUCUCGGGGAGCUGGGGCAGCGGCCUGGCCUUCUGCGCCCUCCUGCACAGCUUCUUCCCCGACGCCUUCGACUUCGCCGCCCUGGAGCCCAGCGCCCGCCGGGACAACUUCGCCCUGGCCUUCGCCACCGCCGAGGAGCGGGCGGGCUGUGCCCCGCUGCUGGAGGUGGAGGACAUGGUGCGGCUGCCGGUGCCCGACGCCAAGUGCGUGUACACGUACGUGCAGGAGCUGUACCGCUGCCUGGUGGCCAAGGGGCUCGUGAAGACCAAGAAGCGCUGAGAGGGUCCCCCACAGCCCCCCAGCUGUGCCAUCCCCCUCCUCGUCCCCUGCUCUGUCCCCCAGCAGUAAAGGCCAUGGUUCCAGGCGGUGGUGGCCUCGUCUCUGGAGGGAGGAACGCUAGCACCAAGCGAGUGUCUGGGCAUUGUCACCAGGUUGGGGCACAGCCCUGGCUCUGCCACCAGGAGGGUGACAUCCCCCAGGGCUGGCACGGGGGCGACAGCAACUCCUGGAGCCCCCACCCUCCCAGUGAGGCACAGCGGAGCCAGAGCAGGGUCGGAGCCGGCCAGAUCUCCCGGCGCCCGCUGGACACGCAGGGAGCGACCCGCCGGGCAGCCAGCAUGCCCACCGAGACAUUCUGGCUGCCUCUGGCGUGGCUGGUGGCCACAGCCACGGUCACUGUCACCCCGGUGCUCGCUCUGGAGGCCUCUCCCAGCUGGAUGACGCUGCUCAGAGAGCCCCCGACACCGCCUGUGCCCCCUGUGCCCCCUGCUCUUAGCCCGGCUCCCUCGCAGGACGUGGGGGCCCCCGUGCUGCCCGUGCCCACCCCCAGCGCUCACCCCGAGGAGCUGCCUGGCUGGGGUGUCACGGAUGUCCCCAGCCCCACAGCGCCGGAGGGGACACCGGAGGGGCUGGACACCGCAGCAAAUGAAACCACGGCAGUGCCCACGCCUGGCACCAGCGCCCCGCCGUGCCCUGGGGACGAGGACCCGACCGACACCUGCGGGGAGCCCACGGGGGAGCAGCGGGCUGCCGUGGCCGAGGCUCUGGUCACCUUUGCCCUCCGCUUCUACCAGCGCAUGGCAGAGGCCGCCCAGCCCGACGCCAACCUGCUCUUCUCCCCCAUCAACGUGGCCGUGGGGCUCUCGCACCUGCUGCUGGGUGCCCGCGGGGAAACCCAGGAGCGUCUGGCCGCCCUCCUGGCGUACCCGCAGGGGCUGCACUGCGUGCACGGCGCCCUGCAGCGGCUGGCCAGCGCGCCAGGCCUCUUCUCGGCCGCACAGAUCUUCCACCACCCAGAGCUGCAGCUGCGGCCCCGCUUCCUCAACGACUCGCUGCGCUUCUACGGCGCCCGCCCGUACGCCCUGAGCGGCAACGAGAGCCUGGACCUGCAGCGCAUCAACGCCUGGGUGCGGGACGCCAGCAAGGGGCUGCUGCCCUCGCUGCUUUCCACGCUGCCCCCCGAGCCCCGCCUGCUGCUGCUCAGCGCCGUCCACCUGCGCGCCGCCUGGCGCACGCCGCUGGACCGCAAGAAGACGGUGCUGCUGCCCUUCCUGCGGCCCGGGCAGCGCCCCCGCAAGGUGCCCACCAUGACCAGCGCCAAGUACCCGGUGGCCUCCUUCACCGACUCCCGCCUGCAGGCCCAGGUGGGGCGGCUGGAGCUGAACGGGGGGCUGAGCCUCGUGGUGCUGAUGCCGCGGGGGCCCCUGGAGCCUCUGGAGACCCUGGAGCGGGCGCUGGACCCCGCCACCUUCCUGGCGCUGCUACGGCGGGCGGCCCGCACCCCGCCCCGGGCCACCGCGCUGUCCCUGCCCCGCCUGCGCCUCGACCUCGCCCUGGACGUGGUGCCUCUGGUCCACGACAUGGACUUCGGGCUGUUCCUGGACGCGGAGCUGUGCGGGCUGGCGCGGGGCCCGGCCGCGGUGGACUCGGCGCGGCACCGGGCGGUGCUGGCGCUGGACGAGGCCGGCGUGGAGGCGGCGGCGGCCAUGGCCACCUCGGUGGCGCGCUCGGCCCUGGUGCUGGAGGCCCUGCGCCCCUUCCUCUUCGUCCUCUGGCACGACACCGGCAACUUCCCCGUCUUCAUGGGCCGACUCAGCGACCCCCAGCCCUGAGUCUGCGGCUCCUGUCCCUGUCCUCCCUCCUCCCACCCCUCCAUCCUUCCCUCCCGCCUCCUCCUCUCCCUCCAUCCCUGCCUCCUCCUCUCCCUGCUUCCCUCCUUACC
Onychostruthus taczanowskii (white-rumped snowfinch) is the source of this 2643-nucleotide messenger RNA. RefSeq names its product serpin family G member 1 (gene SERPING1). The record is from RefSeq and is a predicted model, not a curated record. The transcript is spliced from 14 exons. Lineage: Eukaryota; Metazoa; Chordata; Aves; Passeriformes; Passeridae. Bases 776 to 2533 code for a protein of 585 amino acids. Gene Ontology annotation, molecular function: serine-type endopeptidase inhibitor activity. Gene Ontology annotation, biological process: negative regulation of endopeptidase activity.